Bursaphelenchus xylophilus (pine wood nematode) is the source of this 2089-nucleotide messenger RNA. NCBI's taxonomy places the organism in Eukaryota, Metazoa, Nematoda, Chromadorea, Rhabditida, Aphelenchoididae. The record is from the annotation of a GenBank genome assembly.
AUGGCGGACGCUCGCCGAAUCGGCGGAGGCCAUAACUCAGCUGCGGACAAGACAUGGUCCAACACAAUUUUUAUGGCCUGGCUAGAACCCUGCUGGCUUCGUAUGCCUGCGAAAAUUUUGCCACCAAGCUUUGGCAGAAGCUAAGCCAUCGGAAAACCACUUGGUGCACCAGAAAACAACAAAAAAUUUUUUGUUCAAAUUUCCUUUUGCCUUGCUGUUUCAAACCUCCGCAACCUCUGGCACAUUUCUCUGGACACCCUGUAGAAUUGUUAAUUUGAUAACCGCAUUUCAGAGAUGGAGACUUUAUCGAUGUUGUGCUAUCUCGUGCAAUCAGCCAUUGUGCUUAUUGUCCUCUACAACGUUAUCACAUGGCUUUUACAAUCACGGAAAAUUACUAGCUAUAAAAACAAGGCUGUCUUUAUCACCGGUUGUGACAUUGGAUUCGGUCGAUUGACAGCGAUCGAGUUGGCCAAGCUCGGUUUCACAGUGUUUGCUGGGUGUUUGAAGGAAGAGGUAAUAUACCCUCAUGGUCAUAAAAUACGAACAUUCUUCCCUUGCAGUCAAUAAGAUCAAUUGAAGACGAAAAAGACGGGCUAAAGGGCCAGAUUAUUGGAGUAAAAUGCGAUGUGACAAGUGAUGAGGAGGCAAAAAAGGCUACAGAUUUUAUUAAAGACAACCUGAAGGACAAAGGUAGGCCGUGGGUUCCAUUUGCUGCGCAAAACAUGUUUUAGAACUCUGGGCAAUCAUCAACAAUGCCGGCAUUUUCACCUCGUAUGGCCCAGCCGAAUGGUGUGACGCGGAGAUUUACCAAAAAUCCAUGGAGGUCAAUUUUUUCGGCGCUGUGAGGGUUACGAAUGUAAGAGAAGAGAAAAUUUUUUACGCUACCACCUUUUAGCCUCUAAUUCCUCUUCUUCGCGAAUCCCACGGUCGAAUUAUGGUUGCCGCAUCGGUGGCAGCGAGAUGCGGCACAAUCUUCGGCUCACCGUACUCAACGGCCAAAGCCGCCGUGAAUAGUUGGGCGGAAGCGAUGGCUUUCGAAUAUUCGACAUUCAGCAUCAAAGUCGGCGUUCUUGAGCCGGGCGUUUUCACUACGAACAUCAUCGAUAGGGAGGCCAAGAGACGAAGAGUGGAGUUUGCGUGGAACCGGCUGGACAACAGCGUGAAGGGCGUGUAUGGCCCGAGAUACGUUGAGGAACGUAAGAUCUAUAUCGAAUCUUCAGAGCUAAAAACCGACUGUUUUCCCGUAAAGAACAACGCUCAGUUUUUCUCAACAUUUCGGAUUUACUUCGCGCAUAGGCCAUAAAUUAGUUCCUCAAAGUCUUGUGAGUCUGUCGGAAAAAUAAUGUGGAUUUGCAAAAUGUCGUGGCGAUGGCAUGAAUGAUGCUAUCGCGGUGGUCAACUGGCUUGGCUAAGAUUAGUAUCAGCAUGUCGGAAAAAUAAUGUGGAUUUGUCGCAGCAAAAUGUCUUGCCUCGUCGCAGUGGAGUACCAAAUCUGCAGUCACGGCCAUCGCAAGGCGAUGAUAGGCGAUUCCAAGGCGCGACGAAUCCAUAUUAUUUUCUCGAAAGGUCAAUAUCAGUUUGUCGGGAAAAUAAUGUGGAUUUUUCGGAGCAAGAUUUUUCCAAAAUUGCCGCAGUCGCGGACCAAAUUCUCAGCCCGUAAAAGAGCCUUAUUUCCAAAGGUUGUAGCGACCUCAGUUUGCACUUAAAAAUCUUGUUAUUUCGUAAGCAAAAAAUAAUGCCGCUUAAAAAUACAUAUUCCAAAAACGAACUCUCUGCGCCGCCUCCGCCGAAAGUUAUAGCCUCCUACUUUCCUUCACGUCUCUUGAAAGACCCUGUAGUAAAAGAAAUGGAUGAACGUGUUACACAAUAAUAACAAUAAUAUAUUUUCAGUCCUUUCAUGGUGGCACAAAUUCAUCGCCGACCAAAGCUGCAGCGACAUUUCCUUGGUCAUCGAUUCGUACGUUCAUUUUGUCACCGCCGAACAUCCGAAGUUCCGUUAUCAGCCCGGCUUUUUCUCGAAAUGGGUGUGGGGAAAAGUGAGUCUGCUGCCAACGAACUGGCUUCUGAAUAUCUUCCCCUUCGUCAGUGA